Messenger RNA from Fibroporia radiculosa, 1320 nucleotides. RefSeq lists its product as uncharacterized. NCBI's taxonomy places the organism in Eukaryota, Fungi, Basidiomycota, Agaricomycetes, Polyporales, Fibroporiaceae. Bases 1 to 1320 code for a protein of 439 amino acids. The transcript is spliced from 2 exons. Gene Ontology annotation, biological process: phosphatidylethanolamine biosynthetic process. Gene Ontology annotation, molecular function: phosphatidylserine decarboxylase activity. The record is from RefSeq and is a predicted model, not a curated record. Gene Ontology annotation, cellular component: mitochondrion.
AUGGCUCAACUCUUCGUCGCUCAUCGCGUCGGUGGGUGGUUACCUCAGGACCACUCAGUCUUACGAGCAUGGCUCGCCGACAAGAUCAAGGCUCUUGAAACGUUCGAUGGCGUUUUUGACCCCGUCAUUACGGAGUUUCAGGAGCUUAUCGAGAAUAACCCAGAAAUUUAUCAAGGGUUCCAUCGUAUGUUCGAUGAGGUUCCCGCCAAGCCUCCUUACAACAACGAUCCUACCGGUCUGCAACCACAAGUCCGCGAUUACAUGACGAUGUUGAGGCUUUUCAACGAUGUGAUUAAGAAGGCACCCGAAUACUACGUUAACCCCGACCUCACGAAAUCAAACGGAUUGAUUGGUUUUCCGAUCAACGCUAUCCUCGACUGGCCGAUGGGUACAACUUCGGGCUUUACUACGUUCAUCAACCCCAAGGUCAACGCCAUGUUCGCCAAAAUGUUCCGAGUAUGGACCAAGUUUCUCCAGUCCCCGGCGUCGUGCAACGUCCUGGUGACCACCGAGCCGUAUGGGUGGUUCAGCCAGGCUGCCGUCACACAAAUGGAAUUGGGCAAGCCUUUCGAUCAGGUGUUCGUUACUAAGUCCCCUAACCCGGACGAGCAUUACGGGUAUGAAUCCUGGGAUGAUUUUUUCACCAGACAAUUCCUGCCAGGCGAACGCCCGCUUCCUCCUCAGGUCCUCAGAUCGUCUCAAUCCGACGCUCUUAUUACCAGUGCGUGCGAGUCGGGCGUUCUUCGCAUCCGGCACGACGUCAAUGCGCGCGAUCAGUUCUGGCUCAAGGGGCAGCCCUACUCUCUGUACCACAUGCUCAACGACGACCCCUUCGCAGAGCAGUUCGUCGGCGGGACUGUGUACCAGGCGUUCCUCAGUGCUAUGAACUACCAUCGCUGGCACAGCCCCGUCAACGGCCAAAUUGAGAAGAUUGUCCUGGUCCCGGGCACGUACUACGCAGAGGCUCCUUUCGAGGGCUUCGAGAACCCAGACGGCGGCCCCGAUCCCGCCGCGCCCGAUCUCUCUCAGGCGUUCAUCACCGCGGUGGCCGCCCGCGCGCUGGUUUUCAUCAGAGCGAACGACCCGAAGAUCGGCUUGAUGUGCUUCAUAGCCGUCGGGAUGUCCGAGGUCUCGUCGUGCGAUGUGACUGUCAGGGAGGGCAAUGUGGUCAAGCAGGGAGACCAGCUCGGGAUGUUCCAUUUCGGCGGUUCAACUCACUGCUUGGUCUUCCGGAAGGAUACCAAUGUUAUCUUCGAGGACUUUGUCAAGAUGAAGGAUGCGAAGGUCAAGCUCAAUGAACUGAUUGCCCAUGUUGAGUAG